AGGGUAUUGGUUUUAUUGAAGAAAGAAUGUUAUAUUUUUCAUACAUAAAUUAUACGAAUAUAUAUACCUGAUAAAUUCGAUAACUUGAAAAGCUAUAAAUAAAAAUUGUGACGGAUUGAAGAACAAGAAAGAGUGUGAUCGAUACGUAGAUUGAAAGAGUAAAGGGAGUUUUAGAACAGUGAAAAAACAAAGGAUAAAACGACUUGCAGGAAAGAUAGUAAUAAAAAUUAUACAUUUAAAUAUAUUUAUUUCCUUUAAUAUAAAUAGUUUGGGUUUUUCUUAUUCAUGAAGUUAACUUUCAGCGAACUGUUAAUAUAUAAUGUAAUCGAUGGGCCAUUCACUGUUGCACUAUUUUUGAUGACAUUUGCUUUUGUGUAUGGCUACAUUUAAUUCAGAAUGUAAUGAUGAUCAUCAAAUAAUUAACUAUUAUUAAUAGUCCUCUAUUUCUUUCUUGUGAACUACUAAUACUUUUUGCAAAAUAGCACCAUCUAUCGUCGCUCCAUGAAACAAUUAGUAUAGAUGAGCUAUACAUUAACAGAUUACUAUUUCACAGUACAAUGACCAGCAUCUUUUUCCUCCUCUUUUUCUUUAAAUUUGUUAAUGGAGGAUUUUACUGUAUUCGUGUUCAAAUCUUCGACACUGGAUAUGGGUUUUUGAACGGAGCUUAUAAUAUAGUCAACGGAGCUGGGUGUCAGUAUGAUAGACCUUAUUAUAAAAUGCCUUCUACUAAUCUUUAUAUAAGUUACCAAUCCAACUCUUGGAGGAUUGGUACAAUAGCAUGUGCCAGUGGAUUAUACAGAAAGGGGCCAAACACCUUAUGGCCCGAUAUAGAAACUGCGUCGGAGAAAUGGGACUCUCGCACGACAGUGACUUGCUUAAAUACUGCAUGGGAGCCUGAUCCUGUAACAACUGUUGCAACAACACCUGAAACAACUGUGAUAUCGUCUACUGUACCUACAACACUACAAACUACAACGAUUCAGCCUACGACCACAACCGUUGAAGAAACAACUACAACUGCACAAGAAACUACUACUACUGCAGAAGAAACUACUACAACUGCACAGGAAACUACUACUACUGCACAGGAAACUACUACUACUGCACAAGAAACUACUACAACUGCACAAGAAACUACUACAACUGCAGAAGAAACUACUACUACUGCAGAAGAAACAACUACAACUGCACAAGAAACCACUACAACUGCACAAGAAACUACUACAACUGCAGAAGAAACUACUACAACUGCACAGGAAACUACUACAACUGCACAAGAAACUACUACUUUAAAAGCGACCACAAUAUCUAUAUAUACAACUACAGUUCAACCAACGACAACUAAAUCAACAACUUACGCGCCGACAACAACUAGUCAACAAACAACAACCACUUUACUACCAACUACUACUCAGUUAACAGCUUCAACGAAACAUUCUACGACAAAAGAAGUAACUACUACUCCUAACGCUUCAACAUCACAAUCAACUAUACAAACAACCCAGAAUAUACAAGCUACAUCUCAAGUUGAUGCUACUGAAACAAAUACCACUCCGGAGCCAGAUAAAAGAACCACUGUAACAUUUGAACAAAGUACUACAACUGAUGAAUAUAAACAAAUCAAUUAUACAAAAGAACCUUUAGAAGCGAGCUGCUCAAUAGUAUCAAUAAAUGAAAUAAAUAUUAACGAAUAUCGAAAUCUUGAGCUUUUCGAAGAAAACGUUGUUCUAAUUCGGAAAUGUCAUUCUGGCUAUGAAUUUGAAGAUCAUACUUUAACAAGGACACACGAAUGUAUUGGCACAAAUGUAUGGCACGAAAUGAACGCAACAUGCCAAAAAAUAGAUUGUUUACGAGAUAAAAAAGAAGUAGACAGUAGAAAAGAAACGAAUAUAGGAUAUAUUCAAAAUUUUCAAACAAGAUGCUCACAUUUUAUUGACUUGACCUGUAAGAAAAUCUGUCCUGCAUUACCGUACUGGCCUUUAACUGUUGUAAAACUAAAUCGAAUAGGAUCGUCGGCAACUUUAAGCUGUAUUGAUGGGUAUCAUUUUGAAAAUGGUGUAGAUAUAAUCCAUCUUAGUUGUGUGGAUGGAUAUUGGGACAUUUCAAAUGUCUCUACUUGCGUAGAAAAUUUGUGCGAAAACGCUCCUAACUUUGAUUUUGCCGUAAAAGUAAACGAUACUAAAAAUGAAUUACUCUCCUCUGUUAAGUAUCAGUGUCUAAACGGAACGCUAACUAACUUUGGAUAUAAAUACUUUUAUAUAAAAUGCUCGCCAAAUGAAGAAUGGCUCUCGGACAAUAUUACAUGCUCAGAUAAUUGUCCCGCCUUAACUGCUCAAAACUUUACAGUUUAUAAUUCAUCUCUAACCACAAAAGAUACUUAUGUUCAAGUAACGUGCUUAUUAGGAUAUUUAACAGUAUUAAAUACUAGUAGUAUAGUUAUUAAGUGUCAAAAUCGAAAUUGGUUUCCCUCCUUAGAGCGGCCGUUUUGCACUAGAAUUAAAUGUCCGUCAAGAAAGUUCGUCGAGUUCUCUAGUCUACUAUGGAUUGAAGAGAAUUAUAAAUACAAUGUAACUUGUAAUGAUGGAUAUUGGAUAAAAAAAGGAAUAACUUCGUUAUCGAUAUCAUGUGACGUCUAUGGAAAGUGGAAAACGGAAUUCGAUGAGAUAAAAUGCUUCAGAGUCGAUUGUGGUUCACCCAAAGUAGUACAAAACAGCAAAUCGUCGUAUCUGUCAACAAACUACAAUUCAAUAGUUUCUUACAAUUGUUUCGACGGAUUUACAUUUAAAGAUACAAACAAUAUCUCAACAUGUUUGAUCAAUGGAAGUUGGUCAUUUAUAGAUAAUUGUGAAAUCAUCAAGUGUCCUCCAAUUCCCGUUUGGGACGGAGUUGUUUGUGAUAAAAAUUCAACAGAUUGGGGUAUCAAGCUAAACUGUUCUUGUCAAGAUGGAUUCAAGUCGAAAAAGAAUUCAUUCUUCUUUUCUACUUGCCGGAGAGAAUGGGAGCCUGAUAUUGAACAGUGUAUAGAAGUAGAAGUUAAAAAAGACGAAAAAACAUUAGAAGCUCCAUCAGCCCAGCAUAUCGGUACUGUGUUUGGUAUUGUAUUAGGCUUUAUAGCAUUGGUCAUUGUUGGUAUGGAUUUACCCCAUUUGUGUAAUUUAUUCCAAAAAAAAGUAAAAACCAAGUCUUUGCCGAAACAUUUAAAACAAUCAAAAAAGAAGAAAUGAAUUUAAUACUAUUUUUUUUAUUUUUUUUAAAAAAAAAACUUUUAGUGAAAAUAACAAAUUAUUACUUCGCCUGUUCAAUUCUAAAAGUUACUUAAUGUUUGAGUAACAUUAUUGAGAAAGAAAUAAGACACAAAUGCACUCUCUAUACAAAUUUACAGUUUUUAUUCAAAUUUAAAAGGGUA
This is a messenger RNA of Dimorphilus gyrociliatus, 3406 nucleotides long. The record is from the annotation of a GenBank genome assembly. Lineage: Eukaryota; Metazoa; Annelida; Polychaeta; Dinophilidae.